Molecule: messenger RNA, 1170 nt
Organism: Capsicum annuum
Lineage: Eukaryota; Viridiplantae; Streptophyta; Magnoliopsida; Solanales; Solanaceae
Product: BAG family molecular chaperone regulator 4
Exons: 5
Coding region: 95-943 (282 amino acids)
Biological process (GO): protein stabilization
Cellular component (GO): cytoplasm
Molecular function (GO): adenyl-nucleotide exchange factor activity; protein-folding chaperone binding
Source: RefSeq, a predicted model, not a curated record
UCACCACCAAACUUUAAUUUCUCGAUCAACUCUCACCUUUUUAAAAUAUAUUUUCUCAUUUUACUUUCUUUUUUUUUUUUCGUGGAAUAAAAACAUGAGAAAAAAAGCAUCAACUUCUUCAAAAAGUAAGAAUGAGGUAAUUAAAGAUGAGAAUAAAUACACUGAGGGUAGUGAAGUGGAAAAUAAGGCUUGUAUUAUUGAUUGGGAAGUUAGGCCUGGAGGUUUAUUGGUUCAAAAAAGAGUUGGAGUUUCUGUUGAGGAAAAUUCAGUUGCUGAUCCUAUGAUCAAGAUUAAAGUUUCUUAUGAUUCUUGUUACCAUGAUGUUAUUGUCCCUGCUGAAUCAACAUUUGGGAACUUGAAGAAAAUUCUUUGUGAAAGAACUGGCCUACAUCCUAAUGUUCAAAGAUUAUUGUUCCAAGGAAAAGAAAAAGAUGAAAAUGAAUGCUUGCACAUUGCUGGUGUAAAAGACAUGUCAAAGGUGAUCCUAAUGGAAGAUCCAGCCAGCAAAGAGUUGAAGAAAAUUCAGGUUAACUCUGUCUCUUGUGAAGCCAUUGCUCGAGUAAGAGUAGAGGUCGAUAAGCUCUCACAUAAGGUUGUGGCCAUAGAGGAAGCUGUGAAGAGAGGUACUAGAGUUGAGGACAGAGAAUUUGUCGUCUUAACAGAGUUGUUCAUGAUUCAACUUCUUAGACUUGAUAGUAUUGAGGCAGAAGGAGAAGCAAGAACUCAAAGGAGAAAGGAGGUUCAUCGCAUUCAGAGAUUUGUUGAUAUGCUUGACAAUUUUAAAGCAAGAAACUCUAAACUUGCUAGCAAUUGUAGUAUUGGUACUAAUACAAUGGUGACUACCAAAUGGGAAAAGUUUGAUUCAGGAAUUGGAAGCCUCAAUGCACCAAAUCAAUUACAUCAAUCCACAAAAAUCACUCAAGAGUGGGAAGUUUUUGACUGAUUCUGAGUUUUGGGAUUCUUUUUUUCUUUUCUUUAAUUUAGUGAUCAACUAUAUAUUGUCCUGUUAAAGUCAUUCUUAUUGCUUGUGUAUAAUUUGUUGUGUGCACUUGUAUUCCACUUUUUAUGGUUAAGAAAUGCACGAUGUCUGGUAUUCGUUUUGGUCUUUUGGAACUCGAUGGAAAUGUCUUUGGUGGAAUAUAAUGUAAUGAAUGAUCCCAUUGAACUAAA